UUUUUAAAGUUAGAAGAAGCCAUCUGAGCGCCCCUCAACGUAAAAAGGGAAAGGAAUAAUUAUUCGGUAGAUAAACAUAACAUAAACUAGUUUACACGAUGAGCGGUAUUCCUGGGACUGCCGUCGUCCAGGUGACUAAUCUUUCAUCGGCCGUGAGCAGCGAGCAGAUGCGCACCCUCUUUGGAUUUCUGGGAGACAUCGAGGAGCUGCGGCUCUACCCGCCCGACAACGCCCCUCUGUCCUUCUCGUCAAAAGUGUGUUACAUAAAGUAUCGAGACCCUUCCAGUGUUGGUGUGGCGCAGCAUCUCACCAACACUGUUUUUAUUGACAGAGCUCUCAUAGUGGUGCCAUGUGCAGAAGGGAAGAUUCCAGAAGAGGCCAAGGCCUUGUCGCUUUUGGCCCCCACCGCCCCCGUGCACAGCAUCCUCCCUGGUGGUGGGCUGCUCCCCAUCCCCACCCAGGCUCCGCUUCAGAACCUGAACCUUCCCCUCGUGAGCCGCGUGACAACCGGCCUCGAACCCGCUGUGUCAGCACUUUCACAGCCCCCCCUCAUGGGCAACGUGGACCCCUCCAAGGUGGACGAGAUCAGGAGGACGGUCUACGUGGGCAAUCUGAACUCACAGACCACCACGGUGGACCAGCUGCUGGAGUUCUUCAAGCAGGUCGGCGAGGUGAAGUUCGUGCGGAUGGCGGGCGACGAGACUCAGCCCACGCGCUUCGCCUUUGUUGAGUUUGUGGAUCAGGAGUCGGUCAGCAGAGCGCUGACCUUCAAUGGGGUCAUGUUCGGAGACCGGCCCCUCAAGGUCAACCACUCCAACAACGCCAUUGUGAAGCCUCCGGAGAUGACGCCUCAGGCUGCCGCCAAGGAGCUGGAGAGCGUGAUGAAGAGAGUCCGCGAGGCGCAGUUCACCAUCGCUGCCGCCAUAGAGCCAGCCGAGAAAGAGAAGCGCUACUCGGGUCGCUCGGGAAGGUCACGGCGCUCGCGGUCUCGCUCCGGGUCGCGCAGGAGGAGGUCGCGCUCCAAACACGGACCGCCGCAGAAGUGGUCGAGGAACGACUCUCACGCUCCCCGAGGCGGCCACAGGAGGCGCUCUCGCUCCAAAGACAGGCGGCGCAGCAGCAGCCGCACCAGGGUGCGCCGGCGGAGCCGAGGUCGCUCCAGGAGUCCUCCCAGGAAAGGACGGUCGCCCUCGCCAAAGAGGAGUAGGAAGCGGCGGGAACGCAGCCGGGAAGCAAGGGAGCGGUCUUCAUCGAGGAAGAGGAGCCGCAAAGAUGAAGAGCGGACAAAAAACAGAGCCAAGCCGUACAAGGCGGGGAGGGGCUGCAACAGAGAGGGCUCGGCCACGCCCACUCAGGACGUGACCUCUUCGCCCUUGGCUCAGCACAACGGCAUCCAUCGCAGCAGCGAUGACAACUGACUCUGACGUGGUUCUGCCGGCGUCGUUUUUACUCCCCCGCCUGGAGGCCACGAGGACGCCACGCUUGACUUUUCGUCCAAACAUCAACAACUUCAGUCAACAUCACGUCCACCACGCUAACCUGCCCCCAAGCUAGCAGGGAUCAGGAAGUGUCCACCAGGGUCAGGAUGCUUGCUGGAACGUUAGCAUCAAGUCGGAUCUUUUUUAUUAUUUCCUGUCAGAGUUGAGAAGAACUAAAAUUUCUUCUAUUUAGCUCAUUUCGAUGCGGCGCUACUUCCUUGUGUGCGAUGCCCUCCAUGUUCAUUUGACGUCUCGUGCUGUAAAAAUAGAUUAGCAACUACCAGAUGCGCCGGCGAUCCUCACCUGUGGGGCGUGGAGGGAAGCGCCCCCGAUGUUUCCUGCUGGAGGCGCCAUGUUAAACUUCACACCACCUUUCAUUUCCUGUUUUUGUAUUUUUGCGGGUGCCGUUACUCUUUUAGUUCAAGCACCAUGCCACUGUGUUCUUGUCUUUUUUUUGUUUGUUGUUAAAAAAAAAAAAAAUUAUGUAGUUCUAUUUGCGUCUAUAAGGCUUUAAAAAAAAACAUAAGAGGAAGUGACAUCACAUUAGAGGUUAUAGGUCAACAGACAAAGUGCCUACGCUACGAUUGUACAAUAAAGUUUAUUAGCAUGGUUAUUAGCGGCGCUCGACAGACGAAGAAGCAGCCAGUACUCGUGUCAAAUGCUGAGUGGUCGUUGAAGGUUUGUUUUUGUUUUUUUUGAAGGAGGCUUAAAGACGACUUUUAACUUGAAAUUUGUUCCCCCGCUUUUAUGUACACAAGCUUCUGUUUGACGUGAUGAAAUUGUGAAGAAAUUUAGUAAAAUGUGUUUUUUGGAAUAAGCCACCGUUGUGCGAGGACAUUCUUAUGUUGCAGGAUUGGAUGAGGGGGGACCCGCUUCUCGUUGAGAAGAGCGUGCUUUGAUGUUAGUCCCAAAUGUGUCCAAUCAGACCAGAAAAAGUCUCUAGAUUUGUCGCUGGGGGUCUGAAUAAACGGAAAAUAUAGUGACGAAAGUUGGCAAAACUGAUCCCUCCUGCUACGUCUUCCUCACUUAUGAAACUGCCCGUGGAAAUCUGACUAAAAGUCUGCGUACGCCAGAAACCCAAAAUGUGCGUACGGGCAAAAAUAUUCAGAUAUGCACACAUUAACACAAUUUGUGCUUGACCUGCUGUCCAAAAUGUGCGUACGCACGCCACCCCACGUCACGCCCCCUCCACGCCUUCAAUUCACCAUAAAUGGCCAAUGCAAAGUGGCUCAUGAAUGUGGCGUCCAUAUUUAAUGACCCUUGCUUGCAUUUCGCUGGGUUCUUCUGAAUCAUUGCUGAGGAGACGAAGGAGCAAGCGGGACGUCUCCAAAACUGAGGUGGAAAUGUUACCUGGAGAGUUGGAGGCUUGUAAAAACAUCAUAUUUGGAGGACACAGCUGUGGCGUAACAAGAGGAGCGAGUCCGGGAUGAAGUUGUGUCGAAAAUUAAUUGCUGUAAUUCCAGACAGUUUACAAAUAUAAUAUGUAUAAUACAAAAAAGCACCAUCAAAUUCUGACAUGCGUAUAUUAUGAUUUUAUGAGGAACUACUGUCGUGUGUUAUUUCAAAGCACAACAAAAGUCAAGCCCGUCAUUUGUGGAAAAGGAAAGAGGAGGUUUACGCACACGGCCCUGACAUAUGCAAAAACUUACUUUUUGAUAAACUGUCCAAAGAAAAGCGAGAAAUGGAGCACGAAGGACAUAUUAGCUUUGUGGCUUGUAAACUCAAUCCCUAGAAUUAUUUGACAACCUGAUGUUUGUUAUAUUAAUCGAACACAAAAUAUUAUGAUUGCCAAAUAAAGGAUGAGGUAUUCAAGCGCUGCGUUGUUUUUCAUGUAUCUUUUAGUGGGAAUGCUGUACGCUGGUGCGGAAUGGUGGUUAUGAUCAAUGACAAAUGGUGUCCAGAUGUCAAAUGACACUUUCCACAACUGUUUUAAGUCAAUAACGGUGUGAUGUUUCCAUGCACUGACGGAUAAAACUUGAUUGGCUUCCACUGCAUGUUUAUUUCUAACAUAU
Dunckerocampus dactyliophorus (ringed pipefish) is the source of this 3490-nucleotide messenger RNA. It is a transcript of the gene srek1, whose product is annotated as splicing regulatory glutamine/lysine-rich protein 1. The transcript has 11 exons. Lineage: Eukaryota; Metazoa; Chordata; Actinopteri; Syngnathiformes; Syngnathidae. Gene Ontology annotation, molecular function: RNA binding. The record is from RefSeq and is a predicted model, not a curated record. Bases 99 to 1418 code for a protein of 439 amino acids. Gene Ontology annotation, cellular component: nucleoplasm.